Molecule: messenger RNA, 1131 nt
Organism: Sinocyclocheilus grahami
Lineage: Eukaryota; Metazoa; Chordata; Actinopteri; Cypriniformes; Cyprinidae
Gene: snx22
Product: sorting nexin 22
Exons: 6
Coding region: 94-768 (224 amino acids)
Molecular function (GO): phosphatidylinositol phosphate binding
Source: RefSeq, a predicted model, not a curated record
GUGUGUUUGUUUGGAGGAGGAGCUCAUCGUUCAGCUCCAGCAGAUCGCAGCUGGUCUUCAGGUCAGUCAGUGAUCUGCGCGCUUGUGCUGGAGAUGUUGGAUCAUCAGUGUGUGUCUCCAGUCAUCGAGGUCUUUAUUCCGGCUCUCACGAGGGAAGUGGACGAGACGGGAAAGUUGCGCAAACUCUUCAGAUUGGAGAUUCUCUUCAAUGGAAGGAAACACUUUGUUUUGCGGCGACACAGUGAAUUUCAGACGCUUCACCGGAAGCUGAAGAAGAUUCUGCGAGCUCCUGAUUUCCCCAGUAAGAGAAACCAGCACCUGCGAACCAAACCGCUGGAGCAAAGACGACAGGAACUGGAGGACUACAUCCAGGAGAUUCUGUAUCGAAAUGACGUUGUUCCUCAAGAGCUCCUGGAUUUCCUGCAGGUCAAACAUUUUCAUUCGGCGAGCAAGAACUGCAGCUCUGAUGAAAACCAGUCAGAUGACUGUCAAGAGCAGGGAUACAGUUUUAAGUUAUUCAAUCAGCGAGUAGUUGGUUUCUCGGCUGACCCUUACCAGCUUGAAUCCAGAUCAGACCUCCCUGAUAUCGUGGUGGCCGGCGUCCUGCAGGGUUUGUACCCCAGAGACGUCAAAGUGAGUUUCAAAAAGAGCUGCGCUAAACCCAGCAGCCUCACCUGUGCACCAGAGCUGCCCGUGCAUCCCAAAAUCCCCACUAUUACCAUAAACAGAAGCAAUAUCAGCUCACUGCCAGAGUCACAGAGAAUAUGAGUGCAAUCACUGCAGUGUUGCCUAGCAACUCCAUCUGCUUUAAAUGUGCCUUCACAUGUUUAUAUCGACUGAAUCUUUUCUCUUUAGGUUUGUCAUAUUUUAUGUGAAUCUUACAAAAACGGUCUAGGUCAUUGUCAUCUCAAAAGCUUAGUUAAAAAAAAAUUAAAGACUAUUUUGACUGCCAACUUUACCAUGCACAAAAAAUGGAUUUAAAUGUAAAUAUUUAAAGUACAGCUGCAAUUAUUCAUCAUUGCAAUAUGUUGUUCUGAAUUUAAAUUAUGCUAAUUUCUGUAGUUUUUUUUUACCAUAUUAAAAUCAAGUUUUUGUGCUUAAUUGUAAUAGUCACAAAAAUCUUAAUGGACC